CUCACAUCGCACUCCAUCUCGGAAAAUUAUUCUCCGCACCUCGAUUUACGAUGCAACCACACGAGUUCAGCCGCACUCUUUCAGCUGCACUCAUGUGUUCAGCUGAUCUAACGCCAUCUAGCAAGACGCGGCGCGGCGCCAAGGAUGAAUGCGACUCUGGCUAGACUAUGUAUAUUCGAGUCCCUCCGAUCUAGGUAGGUGGUACUGUACUGGCAUUUUCGCAUGAGGGAUUCUUGGGGUUAGGUUCAGUGCCCCUGUUUUCUCUUCUGUUCCUCUACUCUACCUUGCGGUUCAGAGCAACCAUCCAAGACUCCACUUACUACAGUGGACAACAUGCCGUAUCAGUAUCAGCCUCUACCAGUAUCCGAUGACCCAGGAGAUGUGUACAUUCGUCUGCUUGAGCUCCACAGAGGUUCCCAAAAAACUGGACCGAUUACAGGCCAGUUAUACUCGACGCUUCUGUCCAAAGCUCCUGCUUUUCACGCCUUAUCGUACUGUUGGGGGACAUCCACACGUACUGGUACUAUCCACAUUACGAAUUCGGCUCCGCCUCGAGAUCUGGACAAUGACAACACUCUCAGUAUUCCUACCGCAUUGAUUCCGUUCUUGUAUCGAACACGCGCCCGAGCACUUUUACAACCGCGUACGCUGUGGAUCGACUCAAUAUGCCUGAACCAAAAAGAUACCGAAGAAAAGAAUAUUCACGUGCCGAAAAUGAGAGAGAUCUACAUGAAGGCAACAUAUACGGUCAGCUGGUUGGGACCGGAAGCUGAUGGUAGCGCUCAAGCAUUGGAAUACGCUGACAGACUGAGCAAAACGUACAGGUUGCAUAUGGCAGAACAGAAGCUCAUAACCCUCACACCUGAAGAAGAGAAGGAGAAGGACAGCAUCGAAAAAGUACAAGUCAAAUUGGGCGAUCCUGCACUAGACGCCAUGUUCAAGCUCCUAGAUCGGCCGUACUUCGAACGGGCAUGGAUCGUCCAGGAGAUACUCGUCAGUCGCCAGGUGUACUUUAUGUGCGGAAAUCAUUAUUCUGUGACUAGCUGGGAAGCUCUCCUCGGAGCAUUCUUAUACCUGGUACAAGUCCACCCUUGGACAUUGGAGUUUUACUCUGGACAUAGAAUCCGGCAAGUCGUCGCUCUGAGGCUCAGCGAGAUGGACUGGGAAUCCUCGAUUGAUAUCGAAUGGUUCAGGACGAUACUCAGGCACAGGUCGUGCUUGUCUGGCGAUGGCAGAGAUAAAGUCUUUGCGUUUUUUGGACUCAGGUGUAAGCAAGCACUGGGAGAUUUGGGUAUUACACCAAACUAUGAUAUGACUACGGAGGUUUUAUAUACACAGUUAGCAGCACGGGCGCUAAAGAAGGGUCAAGUCGUAGUGUUGCAUGUGCCUCGAAUUGUUAUAGGCAAGGAGCAAGAGGAGGAUGAAAACUUUGAGAAAAUAUGGCUCCCAUCAUGGGUACCUGAUUGGAGAUACACGGAGGAAACCCCGGACUCGCUAGUCAACGCUGAAGGCCUUGCAGCUAUGGACCCAGACUACUGUGCGACAAAGGACUCAAAAUUUUGUCUCAGCUUCGACAGCCCAGCGUGGAACGUAUUCGACAAGGGAGCAGCGCCCACGACAUUACCGAAAUUGAUCAAACUCCGUGGACUCACAGUUGCGCGAAUCACCCAUCUGACACGCCGUCGCUGGGAAAUUCAGAAACCAACUGGCCGUCAGACGCUGGUAGAACAAGCCCGUGUCUUGCAAUACAACCAACUUCAAAUCCAUGAGUGGGAGGCGGUCUUUCGCCCCUCCAGGCCCUCGCAACUUUACGUUGCAACCGGCGAGUCAGUAAACACGGCCAUGUACGAGACCUUUAUGGCCGGCUCGUCACAAUACACCGUGGAAGUAAAAAGGGCAGCUACCGCAGCCUUUGAAACACGCCAACGAUUCCUCCGCGUUCUUUACAGUUUUCACCUUCAUGGCUUCCUCGUCUGUUACAUUUUCGUUGUCUUGGCCGAGCGUCUCUUCCGUCGAUUAGGUUAUGCGAAUCCAGAAGUGCAAUUUAGAAUGAUGGUAAUGCACAUGGCGAACCGCAAAGGGGCCCGAAUGGUGAGCGAAGGCGAACUGGGAACAGACUAUCUCGCUCUUGUGCCGAGCAUUUGCAAACUUGGUGAUGCGGUCGUGUUGGUACAAGGCGUUAAAGAACCGCUUAUCUUGAGGCCGAAGGGCGAAGGGUCGGUUCAAGUCGAGAAUGGGAAGGACAAGACUGUACGGACGUGGGAGCUCAUUGGGGAUUCGUAUGUUCAUGGAGUCAUGAAGGGGGAAGCUUGGGAAAUGAGGAAGGGCGAGUGCGAGGAUUUGUGGAUUGCUUGAUGAGAGAGGAAUGUAGACAUGGAAGAUACUUGUGGUACGCCUCGACCAACCGUACACGCUAGAAGCCCCCUUUUCUACACGAGGUUCAAACUCCUCUGAAGUCUUCUCUUAGGCUUAUCCUAUCAAGGCGCAAGACACCUUUCCCCUCUUCCAAGUAUGACAUUGCAGGCGAAAACAAAACAAUACAACGGCUCUAGUCUCGGUCAUUCUCUGUAAUAUAUGGUCUGAUCACAAGCAAUAGCGUGCUGUUUAGUAGGAGAUGGCUAAUACUCGGC
Cucurbitaria berberidis CBS 394.84 is the source of this 2630-nucleotide messenger RNA. Its product is annotated as HET-domain-containing protein. The transcript has a single exon. The record is from RefSeq and is a predicted model, not a curated record. NCBI's taxonomy places the organism in Eukaryota, Fungi, Ascomycota, Dothideomycetes, Pleosporales, Cucurbitariaceae. The coding region runs from base 334 to 2355 and encodes 673 amino acids.